GUCAACUGCGGUGAGAUGGAGUACUACGACAAAUCGUACGACCGAGUCUCCACUCGAAAUGAACGACCGCUUAGCCGAGUCAAUCGAGUGAUUCACACCGUGUCAACAACGGACGAUCCAAUUAUUGUCCGUCUGGCGAAACAGCAUGCCGGACGUGUUUACUGUACCGAUGCGAUUGCCGCCAGCAUCAUGUGUUGCACAAGAUCAGUCAACCCAUGGGAUUUGGUGGUUACUCGUGUGGAAGAUGUGCUCUUCUUCGACACUCAUCUGGUUAGUGUUUGUGAAACUGCCGCCGAACCACCGAAUGAAGAGCCCACUCAUAUCAAUUCCGCUCAGCGCCUUGCACUGGAGGCCACCUAUAUCAAUACGAAUUUAUCUCAACAAAUGUUGCUUAUGGGCGGGAAGAAAUAUGCAUUCCCUGAACCGAAUCCGUUUGUCGAUGAUGACGAAGAAGACGAGGAUGAAGAUGAAGAAGAUGAGGACGACGAUGGAGACCGAUCCGAUGGAGACGAUGGGGCACGUGAUUCCAAACGUAAGCAGUCAAAGAAAGAAGAGGUCGGCUCGGUCGGUUAUCGCUAUCGACUGUUUGAUUUGGGGAAUAAUAUCGGUUUGGUUGUUCGAUGCGAAGUGAACGGAGUACUGCCUCCCGCUGCGGACACCGAAAAUGCUUCACCACAGUUCGUCUGUAUCCGUGCACUGAAUGAGUUUGAUUCACGAAACAAUGCCUUCAAACUGGCACGGUGGACAACUUGCAGUAUUCUUGCCGGAGCGGAUCAGCUGAAACUAGGAUUUGUUUCUCGUGUAAAUCCCAAAGACUCCUCCCGUCAUGUGAUCCUCGGUACGCAACAGUUCAAACCGGCCGACUUCGCUCAACAGUUGAAUCUCAACUGGGAAAACGGAUGGGCUAUCUUGCGUUGCAUUGUGGACUUCUUNUUUUUGAAGAUGCCCGAAGGCAAAUACCUUUUGGUAAAGGAUCCUAGCAAGCCGUUACUAAAGAUGUACUCCGUACCGGCCGAUGCGUUCGAUUCUGAAGAGAGUGAUAGCAGUGAGGUAGAAUUGGAAUCUGCCAAACCUCCGGAGAAGACAGAGGAUACCAAUGUGAAUGCAAACGCUCCACCGAUUCAGGCUCCAACCGAAACAGGUGAGCAGUGA
Echinostoma caproni is the source of this 1152-nucleotide messenger RNA. The record is from the annotation of a GenBank genome assembly. Lineage: Eukaryota; Metazoa; Platyhelminthes; Trematoda; Plagiorchiida; Echinostomatidae.